Messenger RNA from Geodia barretti, 1525 nucleotides. NCBI's taxonomy places the organism in Eukaryota, Metazoa, Porifera, Demospongiae, Tetractinellida, Geodiidae. The record is from the annotation of a GenBank genome assembly.
GCGGUGGGCGGGGAAGGUAGGAGUGGCCAAGUGUUGCAGCUAACCAAGUGCAAGAAAGAUGGGUGAAAGGAAGGUUUUGAAUAAAUACUAUCCUCCUGAUUUUGACACCAUAAGACUGCCCAAGUUGCCUGGAGGCAGGCCAGACCAGUAUGUGAUAAGAAUCAUGGCCCCUUUCACUAUGAGAUGUCUGACAUGUGGUAACUAUGUCUACAAGGGAAGAAAGUUCAACUCCAGGAAGGAGGAUGCAAAAGGAGAGAACUAUCUUGGACUCCAGAUCUACAGGUUCUACAUUCGAUGUCCAGAAUGUCUCUCUGAGAUUACAUUCAAGACGGAUCCUCAAAAUUCCGACUAUGUCCCUGAACACGGAGCAAUUAGGACAUUCCAGGCAGAGAGACUGGCGGAGUUGGAGGAACAGAGAGAAGCUGAGGAGAAGGAAGAGGAGGAAUCCAACAACCCCAUGUUGGCACUGGAGAACAGAACAGCUGAGUCCAGGAUGGAAAUGGACGUUCUCGAUGCUCUAGAAGAAAUCAGAGACUGGAAUUCCAGGAAUGCAUCUGUGAAGCAUGAGCACCUGUUAGAAGGGCUCAUAGUUGAAGAGAACAAGGAAACAGAGGAAGGAGACGCUGCACUAACAGCUAUGGCAUCCAAGAUCUUUGAAGAAAAACGCUCCAAACUUCGCAGAUUGGACGAUGAGGAAACCCCGCCCACUAAACGAGUUCAUUUGGAGAGACCGUCGACUUCAGGUAAGAGGAACAAGUUGCUGGGUCUGGUAGUGAGAAAAACUAGCAAGAAGACUGGAGGGGAGAAGAGGGAGGAGAGGGGGGAAGGAGCUGCUACUUCUGAGGAGAAAACCUGUACAGCAGGAAUUUCAGGAAUUUCAGAACUCGGUGGGAGCAAGGUCCAAGGUGCAGCAGAAAAAGAGGGGCCAAAAGAUGCAAAAAACAAGGAGGGUGAGGGGCCAAAUAUUGGAGAAAGCGAAGGGGGCAAAGGAACAGAGGGGUCAGGCGGUCUGGGGCUCCUUUGUGGUUACUCCGACACCUCCAGUGACAGCGACUAGCAUCGUUACCAUGGCAACAAUUUUCCACCACACUCAAAAACAAAACAAUAAAUUUUGUUGUUUAAGUGUUACAACGAGAGAUAAGACAACUGCUGAUGCAAUUGUCAGUAAUCGAUGAAGGAACAUACACACCACAUAGAUGAGACAGAGAUAGAGAAUUUGGUAAAGAAGGUGAUAAUACAGGGAGAGACAAGUCGUAUAUAGAAAAGGCAAAGAGAAGAGAGGGAGAUGAGAGGGGUGGAGGUGCUAGGAAGAAGGUGACCCAGGAGUGGUGGAGACUGGGAGACCUUGUGGGGAAGGAGAGAGGUGUCCGUCUCCCACGGCAACUGGAGACAGAUUGGAUUGUUCUCUGUGAUGUCAUAGUUUGGUACCUAACCAACAGAAAAAGCACUGUAAUAAUUAUACAACAGUGGUAAGACUACAAGACUCCAAUCGUGUACUUGUCUCAGACAUAGGGAGCCGUUAGCA